Molecule: messenger RNA, 1569 nt
Organism: Tachysurus fulvidraco (yellow catfish)
Lineage: Eukaryota; Metazoa; Chordata; Actinopteri; Siluriformes; Bagridae
Gene: maip1
Product: matrix AAA peptidase interacting protein 1
Exons: 5
Coding region: 1-741 (246 amino acids)
Biological process (GO): protein insertion into mitochondrial inner membrane from matrix; inner mitochondrial membrane organization
Cellular component (GO): mitochondrial inner membrane
Molecular function (GO): ribosome binding
Source: RefSeq, a predicted model, not a curated record
AUGGCGCUGCCCUUAUUCAGAUGGAGCUGUAGAAGGCCUGCGGGUCUGAGCGCUUAUCUAAGAUUUAACAAAGUAAUCGAAAUACGAAAUCACUCCGUUGUUAAAAACCAGGCGUCGCUGUCGUGUGUUGUGUCUGGGGUGCGGUACUGCAGUUCGGACAGAGAGGGACACAGACGGACGAGGAAGGUUGUGGUGGUCGGCAUCCCAAACCCGUUCAUCUGGAUCCGGACCAAAUUCUGUUUCUUCCUCAUUCGCGCUUAUUUCGACAAAGAUUUCUGUAUUGAUGAGUUUACUGACGGAGCCAAACAGGCAUUUGCACAUGUAUCCCAACUGUUGUCUCAGUGUCAGUUUAAAGAACUUGAAGGUCUAGUUGCUAAAGAUGUAAUAGGGAAACUGGAGGAGAAAUGUGCUGAUCUCCCGUUGAGCUAUAAAAAAGCACUCUCAGCUGAUCCAGAUGACAUCAUGUACACAACACCAGCAGAUGUUGGUUUUUGCUACGAGAAUGAUGGGAGGAAGUUUGUCAGUAUCUUGAUGCGUUUCUGGUACUUAACCAGUGCCCGGCUGCCAGAGGACACAAUGGAGGGAGCGCAAAUCUUCCAGGUGGCUUUUGGAAAAAAUGGGGAGAAGCCAGAGAGCAAAAGGCUGCUUACAGCCAAUUAUGAAUUUCAGAGGGAGUUCACACAAGGAGUGACACCAGACUGGACCAUCACUAGAAUAGAACACUCAAAGCUGCUUGAUUAAAUCACUGUACAAUGUAUCAUAUAGUAAUAUCAAUGAGCCGCGUUUGCUGUCUAGACAGUAAAAGAAUAUUCACCAAUAUUCACCAGACUUUCAUUGUUAAGAGAGUAUUAAGUUUAGUUUUAGUUCCUGUAAGUUUUUGUGUUAUUAUUUCACAUGUUCGUGUUUAAUAUUGAACCUGAAAAUUGCUCCAAUAUAAACUAGUUGUCAGUAUAUUGCAGAUUGUAGUUUGAAAGAAUUACUUUUGCAUUUCUAAAAUGAAUUUGUACCUUUUCUACUGACAGAUGUAAUUAAAUAAAUGUAAAUUUAACAAAGCAACCAAGAAAUAUUGUACACGCUUUAAGUUUAUUUGGUAAAUUUUGGAAUAUUGGAAAGAUACACUGCACGAAUAGGUUUGUGAACACCUACUUGGUGUGAAAAACAUAUGUGUUUCUUUCGGUAACAAAGUAGGAAUUGUACGGUAUGUCUCUGUAUUCUGUAGCUUUAUAGUUUCCCUUCAGUGGAAGCACAGUGUUCCAGCACGACAAUGCCCCUGUGCACAAAGCCCUGAGCUCGGACUCUGACGCAACCCCGCUAAACACCUCUGGGACGAACUGGAGCACCGACUGAACCCCAGACCUCCUCACACUUACAUCAGUGUCUGAUCCCACUAAUGCUCUUAUAGCUGAAUAAACACAAACGCCAACAUCUCCAACAUCUAAUGGAAAGAAUGGAGCUUAUUAUUCCAGCGAGGAGGAAUAAAUCUGGGAUGAGAUGUUUAACAUGGACAUAUGGGUGUCAGAGGUGUUAAAUUAUUUUAUUUUAAAUAUUAAAAAUUCAUCAGAUUUCUGA